CGUACACAAUCAAUUUGAGUAAAAUAAUCUUGAAAUAUUAGAUAUAUACUAAGUAAAAAUUUACCUCUUCUAAACUUGUAGGUGCCAGCUGCAAUAUAAUGGGGAAUUUGCUUGCUAGACUUUAUAAUUACUAUUAUUAUGGUGCUACGAAUAGCCAAAGUAAUGCUGGUUCCAAUAAUGGGACAUCAUUAUCCCAUGAAGAAGGAAGUGAGGCUAAGAGCAGCACAGAUGAAUCACGGUCAUCAAACACAAGUAGUAGGACUUCCACGGAUUCCGAUGACUGUGGCGGGACAUCAAUACGGAAGGGCGAUCAUCAUCACCGGCAACCUGUUGUGUUGAAAAACCCAACGGGACGUAACAUUCAUGAAAAGUACUACUGGAUUCCCCACAGACGGGAGCUGGGGAGAGGAGGGUGGGGGGUGGUGCGCGUGUGCAUUGAUCCGGACUCCGGCGAGGAACUGGCCUGCAAGUCCAUCUCCAAACGCAAAAUGCUGCAGAAUGAUGAGAAUGUUGAAUGCGUGAGGAGAGAGGUGGCGAUCUUGUACCACUUGAAGAACUGCCCAAACGUCGUUACCAUCAAGGACACUUUUGAGGAUGACGAUCAAGUCCACAUUGUGAUGGAGCUAUUGAAGGGAAAGUUGUUGCAUGACGCUAUGGCCGAGAGGGAGGAAUUGGACCUCACCUACACAGAGGAGGAAGCUUCAAACCUUAUCACGGCUAUUGUACAAGUCAUUAAGACGUUGCACAAUAAUGGAGUGAUGCAUCGUGACAUCAAACCUGAUAAUUUUAUGUUUCAAAGUGCCGACGAAACUUCUACUUUAAAGGCAAUUGAUUUUGGACUAUCACAUUUCUAUAAGCCCGGAGAGCCAUGUAAGCUUAAAACCUUCAGUGACUAUUAUGUGGCUCCUGAAGUUUUAAGAGGCGGCACACAUGGCCCGAAGGUUGAUAUUUGGGGCGCUGGGGUCUUGCUCUUCGUCCUUCUUAGUUUUAAAUAUCCCUUUUGGGGAGGGAAUAGGGAUGGUAUGCUUAGAGCAGUUGCACGCGCUGAAGUCUGUUUCAAUGGUCACCCUUGGCGAAAUAUUUCUAAAAAUGCUAAGGAUCUUAUAAAGAAAAUGCUUCAUCCAGACCCACGUGAACGACUUACUGCUGAACAAGUUCUUAAUGAUCCAUGGCUAAAAACGUCAAGAAAGCAUUACCAUAUGGCCAGUGAUGCUGACAACUGAAGACGCUUCAAUUCGGUUUAUAGUACGUAUUAUACAAGCUAAAUCAUUGUUAACUGGACAGAGGCAUCAGAUUUGGAAUAGUAUACCGUGUAGAAGAGGCCGCUAUCAGCCUAUCAUGCAAUAGUAGAGUAUAAUCUUUAUCUUUAAAUUAUAAAGGAAUUGGGCUCGGAUAACAAUAAGUUACGUAGUACUCCGUAUUAAUUGGAUGAUGUGUAAGAUUAUUUUAAAGAUUAUCAUUGUGAAUGAGAGAUUAUUUUGAGAGAUUA
This is a messenger RNA of Cuscuta epithymum, 1489 nucleotides long. NCBI's taxonomy places the organism in Eukaryota, Viridiplantae, Streptophyta, Magnoliopsida, Solanales, Convolvulaceae. The record is from the annotation of a GenBank genome assembly.